AUUGAGGAGUAACCGGUACGACACUCAGUAACCUCACGAUGUUGGCAAUCAUUUGGAAGUACGAAAACAAAAAUGUCAAUAUGAUUUGUUGGUAAAUUGUGCAGAAAAGGUAGAUUUUUGUUGUCGCUCCGGUUUUGAGUGAUUUCUUGUAUUAAAAAAUUUAAAUUCUAGUGGAUUUCUACACAAAAUAGUUUUAUGAAUUUAUAAAAGUCCAAAAUUUAUGUGUUUUAAUUUUAUUUGGACAUAAUUUCAAUCUAUAUCUGUGAAUUCUCCGUGACUGUAGAUUAAAUCAAUUCUGACACGCAAUACAAAUCCACCAACACAAUAAUCUAUGCAUUGUAGAGUGGGUAAAUGAAAAAGGCUAAAAGCUACUGACGUGUCGCUGUAACCAAACUUAAAAAAUUCUUAAGGAAAAAAUGCGACGUCGUCAGGAAUCGAAUGGAACAGCAGCAGACGACACAGACAAGCAACACUUGCUUAUCGAGUCUCCGCCAUCAGAUUCUCCUUUAAAUGCUAGCGAUGAAGUACAUGAGAAAACCGACAUACGCGGCGAUCGUGGUAAUAUCGCAAUACUUUUCUUCCUGUAUGUCAUGCAAGGCAUACCAUUGGGUCUGAUCGCCGCUGUACCCAUGCUAUUGCAAAAUCGUGGUGCAAGUUAUAAGCAACAAGCUGAAUUCUCCUUCGCAUAUUGGCCCUUCAGUAUGAAACUCUUAUGGGCGCCGAUCGUUGACUCUGUUUAUAUACGAAGAUUUGGUAGACGAAAAUCCUGGCUGGUUCCAUCUCAAUACCUCAUAGGUAUAUUCAUGCUGUUCUUAUCAUGGCAGGUCGACCGAUGGUUAGGUGGUAACGGCACUGAGCCAAAUGUACCAUUCUUAACAAUGUUAUUCUUUUUAUUGAAUUUUCUGGCUGCUACACAGGAUAUUGCGGUAGACGGUUGGGCGCUCACCAUGUUAAAACGGUGUAAUGUCGGUUAUGCGUCUACAUGCAAUAGUGUAGGUCAAACCGCAGGUUACUUUCUCGGUUAUGUGGUUUUUAUAGCGCUGGAAUCAAAAGAUUUUUGUAACAGUUAUCUACGCACCGAACAGCUAGACAAAGGACUCGUGACCUUGCCGGAAUUUUUAUGGUUUUGGGGAGUAUGUUUUAUGGUGGUUACCACGUUGGUUGCUAUUUUCAAAAAAGAAAAUGAUGUACAAGAUGCACACACAGCUGCACGUUACACUGAUGAACAUGAGUUAAAUCUGCGUGAGAGCUACAAAGUUCUCUUCGAUAUGGUACGCAUGCGCCCAAUACAAAUUUUAGCUGUAAUUUUGUUAACUGUUAAAGUCACAUUUGCGGCAAGUGAUGCAGUAACUUCGUUGAAAUUAAUCGACGCUGGUGUGCCGAAAGAAAAAUUGGCUUUGCUCGUUGUACCCAUAAUACCAUUACAAAUCGUGUUGCCACUAGUUGUCAGCCGUUAUACACACGGACCGCGUCCAAUGGAAGUAUACGUUAAGGCUAUACCAUAUCGUAUUGUAUUUAGCGCCGCAGCUGCAGUCAUAACGUAUUGCACGCCAUAUAUGAUUCAAGAUGGUCAUGUGCCCAUCUACUACUAUGUACUGCUAAUAGUUAACUAUGCAUUGUACCAGGUAUUCCUCUACUGCAUGUUCGUUGCUGUGAUGGCAUUCUUUGCAAAAAUAUCCGAUCCUGCUGUCGGUGGUACAUACAUGACCUUCUUGAACACACUUUCAAAUCUGGGAGGAAAUUGGCCAAACACAGUUGUCUUGUGGCUAGUGGAUGUGUUGACCUGGAAAGAGUGUACUCAUGUGAACCCCGAAGUGGCAGCACAAAACAGUUGUUUAACAAAUAAGCAAAAAGCGGAAUGUGAGGCUGCAGGCGGCGAAUGUCAAAUCGUGUUCGAUGGAUAUUAUAUUGAAUCCAUAAUAUGCAUAAUAUAUGGUAUUGUGUGGCUUCUACUAGUCCGACGCUGGAUAAAAUAUUUACAGAGUCUGCCAACGCGUAAUUGGAUGGUGGUUAAGAAGCCUAAGGGCAAGAAAAGAUAGCAAUUCGUUGUAUGACAUGAGGAAGACGACGCACGUAGGGACUUGUUAGAUCCGUUGAUGUUUGAUGCCGAGGAAGAGUUUGACAUUAACAUUAAAAACGUGCAAGAAAAUAAUGUUUCGCUGAUUUAAAAAUCAAUUUGUUAUUACCAUUUAAUUAGUAUUGGUUUAGUAUGUUGAAUCAACUCUAUUAUUUAUAUAUUCCAAAUGAUGCGCUUUUAUACGUAUAUACAUACAUUAAUGAAAAUGUAGUGCAAUUGAAUUCCUAGCUGUAAGAUAUUUGACUUAUUCACUAAUAAAACACACAUGUCAAUAUUAUUUGUUGCUUUUAAGACUUCUUGGUACCUAUGGCACAAAUCGUGCGCAUGUUUGUAACAAAAAAAAAAAUUUAACAAUGGUUUUAGUUUUAGUAAUUUGCUAAAAUUUAAGUAAUGAAAUUAUUGCGAAUGUGUUGAGAGUAUGUUAGCGUAUAAGAAAAUUCCCGCAUUUGUUUUUCUACUUGUAGUAUUUGUAAAUUUUUAAAGAUUUUGAGAAAUAAAGUAUAAACUUCCAGUUGCAGCCC
Molecule: messenger RNA, 2598 nt
Organism: Ceratitis capitata (Mediterranean fruit fly)
Lineage: Eukaryota; Metazoa; Arthropoda; Insecta; Diptera; Tephritidae
Product: acetyl-coenzyme A transporter 1
Exons: 3
Coding region: 417-2039 (540 amino acids)
Cellular component (GO): membrane
Molecular function (GO): acetyl-CoA transmembrane transporter activity
Source: RefSeq, a predicted model, not a curated record